Molecule: messenger RNA, 5314 nt
Organism: Dunckerocampus dactyliophorus (ringed pipefish)
Lineage: Eukaryota; Metazoa; Chordata; Actinopteri; Syngnathiformes; Syngnathidae
Gene: lrtm2a
Product: leucine-rich repeats and transmembrane domains 2a
Exons: 6
Coding region: 628-1845 (405 amino acids)
Cellular component (GO): plasma membrane
Molecular function (GO): protein binding
Source: RefSeq, a predicted model, not a curated record
CCUCUCUUGUGACACAGAGGGAGAGCUGAGGGGCAGACAGAGGCGGCGUACACACAAGCGUUACUAUAUUUGACAACACACACACACACACGCACGACUGCACAGGCAGAGGGAGGCGGGCACACUGGAAAAACAAGUGUAGACGCACACAUCCUCGGACGUGUGCAGGAAUCACAAAGCAGGAGCGUGACGCCAGCACCUUGUCGUCCUCUCUCACACACCUCUCAGAUGGAGGACGGCGUCGGACGUCUCAUUCCAGCAAGGAUCGGACUGCAAGACGCGGAUUAAACCAUCUCCAUCCCUGCUUAGAUCCUCUCUUUCUUCCACAAUCCCCCAUUCCCUCCAUCUCCAAGUGCAAGCAGGGGAUUGUCUCUAUACAUGAAGAAGGAUUAUUCUUGGUUUUUCCUGCAGGAUUUUCAACAUAUGGAUUCCCUUUUUUCUACAACUGCUUUGUCUUAAAUUGCAGGGAUAUUUUUUGGGAAGAGAUGUCGCUGUAAGGCUCUGAAAUAUUUAGUCCAGAGGUAUUUGGGCCCAGCAACGUGCACUCGCCACCCUUGUGGAGGCCACAGGCAUGGCCGCUUGACACCUCCCACUACCACCGCCCUCUGUCAGAGGAAGCUGUGCGUCAUGGCCCCCCACAGCCACUUCCCCGGGGGCAUCGGGCCGUCCAGACCUGCCUUCCUCUGCUUGCUGGUGGCGCUCUUCCAGCCAGCCACCCCAUGCCCUGCCCCCUGCGUCUGCUCCUCGGAGGGCCUGGUGGUGGACUGCGGGAGCCGAGGCCUCAUCUCCCCGCCUCCCUUGCACCUUCUGCCUCCCGGGAGUCGCUUCCUCUCGCUGGCCAACAACAAGCUAGCCUCGCUGGGAGCGUCUGCGCUCGCUAACCUCUCCUCUCUGGAGGAGCUGGACCUCUCUAACAACUACCUUGACAAUUUGCCAGUCGGAUUAUUCCGAGACAUGAUCAAUCUGACCAAACUGACCCUGUACAACAACUCCCUGACGGUAAUGGACAAAGAUCUCUUCCAGGUAAUCACUGCACACCCUCUUGUGAGAUGUAAAAGUAGAGAUGACAUACAAAAGAAAUGGCCUCGAUGUGUUCUACAGGGUUUGGGGGGUCUCCAGAGUCUGGAUCUCUCACUAAAUGGUCUGGCGUCUGUUCCUUUGGGGCUCUUGGACGAGUUGCAGAGUCUCAGGUGGCUGUCCCUGGCUGGUAACAGGCUUCGCGGUUUGGAGAGGGCAGCGUUCGAGCCCCUGGCCCACCUCCAACACCUGGAACUGGGACAAAACCCCUGGGAAUGCAACUGCAACCUGCGAGAUUUCAAGCACUGGAUGGAGUGGCUUUUGUACCGAGGCGGCAAGGUGGACGCGGUGGAGUGCACGCUACCCAAAGAUCUGCGGGGGCGAGACAUCCGUGGUGUUCCCGUGGAAAUGUUCGACUACUGCCUCCAGCUUGAAGAUGAGAACGGAGGAGGAGGAGGAGGCGGUAGUUCUCCCUGCAGCAGGAGCAACCUUACCCCCAGUGGUGCACCACCAAUUUCUGGUGCUGAUGACUCCUCUACAAAUUCAGGGGGAGGAGGAGGUGGUGGUGGUGGAGAGGCUCCCGCGGAUUGCGUGCGCGCCCGCUACCGGCCUGUGAGCGUGCGGCGUGCCAUCGGCACGGUGGUGAUCGCCGGCGUGGUGUGCGGCAUCGUGUGCAUCAUGAUGGUGGUGGCCGCCGCAUAUGGGUGCAUCUACGCCUCGCUCAUGGCCAAAUACCAGAGGGAGCUGAAGAAGAGGCAGCCCCUCAUGGGGGAUGGAGAGGCGGACGGGGACGACCGGGAGGAGAAACAGAUCUCCUCGGUAGCGUAGAGGAGACACUAAGGGGGACAAGUUGGCUUAAGGGCUCAAGGAGGAGAAACAGAAAGUCAUCCUUCCAUGUCUUCCUUUGCAAUCUGUGUUCCACCAACCUUCGUUGUCCUCUUUCAAAGCCUGCAUAUAUUUUUUUAGCAGUCAUCUCGCCUACUAACCACCUACUGAUGCAGCUGCUGAACUAGCAUGGAGGAGACCGCAAGAAUCUCAUAUGCAAACUAUCGUCAGAACAUGGAUGACGGCGUUUCCAGGGACUUUGGAGUGCGCAGUUAAUGGGACCAAUGUCCACAUACAUGAAUGUGAUAGUAAGCCCUCGUUUUGAACCUUGUCUAAGCCUCCAAAAUGCCCAUACAGAUGUUAGAAGUCACCUAACUAGUAAUGGAGAUGGUUUCGUAUGAACAUGCCCUAACAAAGUUACAUUGAAGUACAUCACGUUUACACUCGCACAUGUCUGAAAAGGAGUAGGAAGAAUCAGAGCUUAAUUUGAGCUAAUGAGUCAACACAUCUACUGCUUUGCCACAGACAUGAUGUACCGUUAUUUACAUUUCAGCUUCUCUCUAGACCGUCUCAGGACAUACAUUGGCAUAAAAUUGAGGUACAGUGGUGCCUUGGUUAACGUCUAUAAUCCGUUCCAGAAAGUCCAACUCAAACCAAAACGGACUCUAACCCAAGGAAAUGUUCCCAUAGAAAAUAAUGUAAAUCCAAUUAAUCCGUUCCAAACACCCAGAAAUGUAAACACAGAACACAUUUUAUAGACAAUAAUUAUAGUUUUACAUGCAGAAAGUGAUACAAAAAUAGUUACAAAUGACAAAUAAAUGAACAACUUAACAUUUAAAAUUACUUUUACCUACUUUUGUUUAGAAAAAAACCCCACAAAAGCAUCAAUUAACAAAAUAAUACAAUUUGCAAAAGUUUAAAUAUAUAUCAAACUAAAUAUCCACAUUGUAGAACGUACUUUGCCGUUUGAUAUAGAAAAUGAAAAACCAAAAAAACAACCGCUUUCGACAGUAACGUCACAGAAGUGCGCCGGCGAGGAUGCCUUAUGUCUGGUGAUGCGUGUUGGACUGUGGGUGCCGCAAACAUGCUAUGGUAAAUUGGAAUGCUUAUGUUUUGCUGUUGGAAGCAGAAAUGAGUGUUAUGGAUGUAAAAUGACAGGCAGAAACACCGAGUGUCACCCGCCGCCGGCUUGAUAGACUGUUACACGUGACGUUGUGUAUGCAUGUGUGUGUGUGUGUGUGUGUGUGCACGCAGCCGAUGAUUGAGCCACGACGUCACAUUUAUGUACCUCUUCUGAGGUCUCGCACCCGUGUCUCUGUACGGUCCAUUGCCUUUCCCUCUUGUGCGGUCCAUGUGUUUAUUACGUCGUGUAUCUCUCUACAACAAACGUCCUAAAAUGGUGCCAUCACGUGCAAGCAUCGCGACAUUUCGUCUUGUGUGCGUGAUCCAACAUGGCGGCGUAAACAAACCGGACGGUAUUUUGGACGCCUAACAAGCGGGCGAAUGCAAGCCAAGGCAAAAUUUUUAGCAAAAAUUUUGGCUGUUAAGCAAAAAACACGGUAACCGGGGCGGACGUUAACCGAGGUGCCACUGUGUUUGUCAUUUAUCGGUGGAAACGCCUGGUCACACAAACGACGCUUUCAGACUGAGUCAAAAACGUCGUCUUUUUAGACCCACGGGGGCGAAAGUCUCCCGCAAGGCUCAUCUAGUGACUUUCCUGCACUUUAUCUCCCUAAUCCUGUUGUCUCCCUUUUCUUCCCUUUAUUUUCUACAACUUUGUUCGGGUGUGUUCGUGUGUGUUAAAAGAGCUAACAAGGGAUUGAUGCUGCUAUUACCCCCCCUCACCCAUCCCUUUAUAUCUCCAUCCAUCUUUCCAUCUACAGUGUAAAAGAAAAGCCAUCCUCCCUCGAUCCAUAGGCAAUAUGCAAUGUUAGAGGAUUUGAUUGACCUUAAAUAGUGAAAGUUAUUGAUACUUUCAUUGCAUAUUGCACUUUGUUCCCUGUUAUUUUAAUUGGCGGAUAAUAAACCUGUAAUAAUAACAAUAAUAACCAUGUGUUAUAUACAGUAUCUAUAUUAACCUUUACCACAUGUUACCGAUGCACAAUAUUUGUCCUUUGUUGUGUAUGUUUUGUUUAGGGUAUCACUGUACUACUGGCUCAUUAGUCGUGUUCAUUUCAUUGUGCUCAGUGUUUUGAAAGGGUCUGAUUGCCCGAAUAGGUGGAGAAUAUGUGGCGAUUUUGAGUCAUAUUGGACAAAUUUGAUGUGAAACAAUAACAAAAGGUCUAAAGUCUGUCCAUGAAACCUCCUGGUCUGAAGGUCUCGUGCUGUUGCUAGCUAAGUAUCUUAGCUCUUAUAGGCCGUGCGUACAAAAUAAUAAAUUAUAGUUUGCUACUUUCACUGCCCAGGACUGGGUGGUGUUGGUGAUGUGUUGUUGUUAUGACGAUGAUAAAAGAAGCAUUUCCUGGUACAUACAGUAUGCAUAGACUGGAAUAAAAACAUAUCACACCUACCUGUGUCUAUUUGAUGAGACAAACACACAGCGCAGUCAAAUAAGAUGGCGUAAACCCACACAGGGAGCUAAUGUUUCUCCUCUUCUUUCAACACUCUGUCCUUCUCAUCUCCUCUGGCUUUAUCUGUUGUCCAUUUAUCUUCCUGACACAUCUUUCCUCAUCAUUUUGAGUGUUUUCACCUUGCUUUUUGUCUGUGCCCUUUUUUGUCUGAUCUCCUUUUUGUCCUUUUUUUAAUUACAACGGCUAACCGACCUUUGGCUUCCUGUGUCUGUUUCUUUUUCCCCAAACAAGGACAAUAAAUUGUUCAGGGGGCCACAGUUUCAGAAAGCUACCGGUGGUGCCGGACUUCUCACUGCUCUGUUAUUGUUAUUUUGUAUAUAGCAAGGUUCUGACAACAUCUUCACAUUUUUACUUGACUGAAAGGUUUCUAUAGUCAUAAAUUGAAUCACAAGAAACGUGUUUAUGCUGGUCAAAGACCCUCUAAAUCAGGGGUGGGCAAACUCUUUGACAUGCGGGCCACAUUGGGUUAAAAAAUUUGUCGAUAUAUGGGUAGUAUCUUAACUCCUCCUUCUUUACUUCUGAAAAUGCGACAAAAUAUGGCAAAAUGUUGGGAGAAAGAGUACCACAAGCUACCCAGCAUGCCUUGUGGCGGGAAUAUACUGUAUGGGUGUUUUUUUGACAUAGGUAUUGUGCUUAGAUAUCCGUAUGCCCACAUGGUGCAGUAGGAAGGUAACUGUGCUUCAUGUGAGUCGACGUGCUGUGUUGUAUUGUUUGGAUGGCUGACGAGAAAUGCAUGUGUAAUGGAGACAAUUUGAACUUAAACUAAAUUAGCGUGCUUUUACAUGUAUAAAAAUGGGUUACACCUUAAUGACCAUGGGAAAAUGUGCUUCUCAGGAUGAGACCAGUUGAGAAGCCCUGCUCUAAAUGACAGUAACGUUCUUCUGUUGUCAAGGAGAUACUGA